Molecule: messenger RNA, 1017 nt
Organism: Phoenix dactylifera (date palm)
Lineage: Eukaryota; Viridiplantae; Streptophyta; Magnoliopsida; Arecales; Arecaceae
Product: bidirectional sugar transporter SWEET4-like
Biological process (GO): carbohydrate transport
Cellular component (GO): membrane
Molecular function (GO): sugar transmembrane transporter activity
Source: RefSeq, a predicted model, not a curated record
CUAAAGCUAUCUUCUUCACUCAGCUGAGAUUAGUAGCCAUGGUUUCGCUGGAAGUCAUCCGGACCGCGGUCGGGAUUCUUGGAAAUGCAAUUGCACUAGGGUUGUUCUUGUCCCCAGUGCCAACUUUCAUGAGAAUACGGAAGAAGGGUUCGGUGGAGGAAUUCUCUCCAUUCCCUUACCUAGCCACCCUCCUCAACUGCAUGAUGUGGGUGGUGUAUGGGCUGCCCAUGGUGCACCCCCAUAGCAUCCUGGUCAUAACCAUUAAUGGGUCAGGAGUUAUCAUAGAGCUCUCCUUCGUGCUCCUCUUCCUCCUCUACUCCCAGGGGAGCAAGAGAUUCGUGGUGCUUGCGAUGUUGUUCGGUGAGAUCGCCUUCGUCGGCAUCGUCACCCUGCUCGUUCUGAUACUUGCCCACACAUAUGAGCGUCGCUCCUUGAUCGUCGGCGUUGUCUGCGUCUUCUUGUGUGCCAUGAUGUAUGCUUCUCCCUUGUCCGUCAUGAAAAUGGUGAUAAAGACAAGGAGCGUGGAGUUCAUGCCUCUCUUUCUCUCACUAGCUUCUUUCUUCAACGGCACUUGCUGGACUGCCUAUGCUCUCAUCCGUUUCGACCCAUACAUCACUAUUCCAAACGCCCUCGGAGUAAUAUUUGCGGUGGCACAACUGGUAUUGCACGUCAUGUACCGCAAGUCGACCAAGGAACAGCUGGAGGCGAAUAAGAAGGCCGCGGCCGCUGAGAUGGGAUUGGCCGAGGUGGUGGUGGUGAAGGGAGAGACGAACAAGAUCGGCAAUGCACCUCCUAAUGGCCACUAAUAAGGUGAAGUGCGUGAGAUGCCAUGAGAGCUCCACGCCACUCUAAUGGUAUAAAACCCUUCCCGAAGGGCUUAGGGAUUUCUCCGUUGCCUUUCAAUAUGUCAAUUGCAGGUAUCAUGUUGAGUUGGUAUCCAUGUCUGGGACUCUUGCAAGAUUUCAUGAUUUCAUGUAUGUUCUCCAUCUUUCAUCAAGAAAAUUGUUUGCUCUUUGU